AUGGCCGGCCCUUCAAGGCCACCAUCCACUCUCCCGACCACCACAAGGAGGUCGGGUUUGCGCCAACCAAUACGACGAGCCGGUUCGGCUGCGCCAGAAAGACAUGCGACACCUACAGCACCAACACCAUCAGUGAGAUCGUCCGCGGUCAGCGCUGCCCGCCCACCGAGAAGCCCUGAAAAGUCAAAUGCGCCGGCCAAGAGAAAGGAGAGAGAAUUUGAGCGGGAAAUCAACGAGGAUACCAGCAUUCAUGUUGUGGUUCGUUGUCGCGGUCGCAGCGAUCGCGAAAUAAAAGAUAAUAAUGGUGUUGUGCUAUCAACUCCAGAGGGUGUAAAAGGAAAGACACUCGAUCUGUCGAUGGGACCAAACGCAGUGUCAAACAAGACAUUUGCUUUCGACAAAGUCUUCUCCCCAGCCGCCGACCAGACCACUGUUUAUGAAGAUGUGGUGCUUCCGGUUGUCAACGAGAUGCUGGCAGGUUACAAUUGCACAAUUUUCGCAUACGGACAGACCGGAACAGGAAAAACGUACACCAUGUCAGGAGACAUGAACGACACACUUGGUAUCUUAUCCGAUGAUGCAGGUAUCAUUCCGCGCACACUUUACUCUUUGUUCCACAAACUCGAGGACACUGAAAGCACUGUGAAAUGCUCCUUCAUCGAAUUAUAUAACGAGGAGUUGCGUGACUUGCUAUCAUACGACGAUAGUACAAAACUCAAGAUUUUCGAGAACGAAAAGAAAGGGGGACACAGCACAAUGGUCCAAGGCAUGGAGGAGACCUACAUCGACUCUGCCUCCUCUGGCAUCAGAUUAUUGCAAUCUGGCAGCCACAAACGCCAGGUCGCCGCAACGAAAUGUAACGAUUUGAGUUCCCGGAGUCAUACAGUGUUUACCAUCACAGUUCUCACCAAGCGCACCACCGACUCUGGCGAGGACUAUGUUAGCUCAGGAAAGUUGAACCUGGUUGAUUUGGCUGGAAGCGAAAACAUCGGACGAAGUGGCGCAGAGAACAAACGGGCGACCGAAGCUGGUCUCAUCAACAAGAGUCUGCUCACUCUUGGCAGAGUGAUCAAUGCCCUGGUCGACAAGAGCUCGCACAUCCCAUACCGAGAGUCAAAACUUACCAGACUCCUGCAAGAUUCACUCGGAGGACGAACAAAAACAUGCAUCAUCGCCACUGUCUCGCCUGCCCGCAACAACCUCGAAGAAACCAUCUCUACUCUCGACUAUGCCUUCCGAGCCAAGAACAUUCGCAAUAAACCCCAGAUCAACUCCAUCAUCUCCAAGAAUAAGCUUCUGCGAGAUAUCGGAAUGGAAAUCGAGAAGCUCAAGAGCGAGCUCAUUGCCACACGGCACCGAAAUGGCGUAUACAUGACACCUGAUGCGUUCGAACAGAUGACAGUAGAAAGUGAAUCACGACGAAUUGUAAACGAAGAACAGCGUGCGAAGAUCGAGUCUAUGGAAUCCAGCCUCCGACACAAGGCCCAAGAGCUGCUCACUAUCACGGGCAACUUCAACUCGCUGAAGCAUGACAACGAAGAGACACAGUCCAAGCUCAACGAAACGCAAGACAUUCUUAACGAGACCGACAGAUAUUGGAAGGAUUGUCAAGAACAGCUGGACGAGGAGAAGACUGUGCGGAAAGCCCAUCAACAGACAGAGAAGCAACUUCGCAGCAUUGGUGCGGGACUGGUGUCCACUCUGAAUGGCACGAUUCAAGAUGUGAAUGGAUUGCAUGCGAAAAUUGAUCGCAAGGACAACCUGGAAACAGACAAUCGACAGACUUGGCUGACUUCCAACGGUGAAAUCUCAGAUAUUACACAGCAGAUUGAUGCUCGCAUGGAGGUUUUCCAGACGCAGCAUGCCAAGCUUCUAGAGGACAUGUCAGGCAAGAUUCAUCAAUUUGUGGACACUGAAUUGAGCACCGUGCAGUCUGCUAGCUCUCAACUCCAGACUCUUGGUACCUCUUUUGACAAGGUUGAGGCAGAGGCAAAGAACAACACCUCCAAUGCUCACAACGAGAUGAAUGAGGUUCUUGAGGAGAUCAAGGUCCUGCGGGAAGAUGUCAAGACUAAGGUUGGCGAAGGCUUGAAUGGCUUGUCCGCGGCGGCUGCUCGAAUCUCCAAGGAGGUUAUUGGCGAGUUCUCUGAGUUCCAUACCCAGCUUCACAUAUCAUACAGCAGCCUUGGCAAGGACUUCAAGUCCAUGUUUGAGAACGUGGCUAAGCACCUGGAUGAGCAAAAGGCCGAGGUCAACAGACUACGAGUUGAGCUGCAGGCAGCCAACCGCCAGACUGUGGAGGCCAAUAGAAAGGCUUCGUCCAACCUUGCUCAGGUUUUGGAGGAGGAGCAUGCCAGUGCACAAGCCGAGCGUGACACCUUGAUGUCUCAUAUCCGGGGACUCCUCGAGGAUUCCAACCAGCGACAGAACAACCGCCUUAAAAGCAAAUUCGAUACACUCCGCACAGAUAUCUCGGCUUCGGGAGACUCGCUUGAGCAGGCCACUGCGCAGCAUGAUAGACACAUUGACGAAUGGAUCUUCAGAGAGGAGCAGUUCGCCAAGGACGUUUCUGCAUCUAAGGAUGAGAUCAAAACGAGGAUGCAGAAUGAUUGGGAGGCAUUCGACCAACGCAAUGCCUCGAUUCAUCGAGCAACAGAGUCUGUCCACCAGGAAACGGUCCGCAUCGUGGAUGCCCAGAUGAGCGAUAUGGGCACUCAAAUGGAAGCAUUGGAUGACUUUGUUGCCAAAGCACGCUCACAGAAUGGCCGUUUCCACGAAUCCCACAUCGGCAGUCUGAAUACCAUGGCCGAGAAUGUUCGCGAGUCCCGUUCGACUGCCCAAAGACAACUGGACGGGUUCACUCAGCGUAUUGGUCAACUUAGAGAGGAUGUCGAUAUCGAUACCGAGAACCUGGAGCAGUCUACCGCCCCUCUACAAGGGGAAGUCCGCCAACCACUUUCAGAGAUGCGCUCAUAUAUCCAAGGCCGCGUUAUGAAAGAGUAUGUGCCUACAGGUGUAACGCCCCAGAAACGACGCUACGAAUAUCCCUCGGUAAUGCCCCAAACCGAAUCCCAUGACGGCCUCCGCUCUCGACACCGGACCUCCAAGCAAUUCACCGCUCUCCCCUUCAACGAAGAAGAGGAUCGCAAAUCCCCCGGUACUUCCCCUGAACCAUCCCCAUCCAAAACGUUUGUGUAUCACGAUACUGCGGGACAGGUAGGGACCCACCCUGUUCCCUCAUCCGCAGCCCUUUCUUCCAACACUGGCCUUAGGGAAGUCGAUCUAAACGUCGCCAGACCGGUCGCAUGUGACGAAGACGCCGGUGUGGCUAUCAGCAAGCCUGAGACACCUGCGUUGAACGGAUCCGUGGACCUGGACGAGACCCCCGAAAAGGAAGAGCCGGAACAACCUGCUCGCAAGCGUCGCCGCUCAAACUCCAAUAUGGUUGAGAGUAAAGUUCCGCAGAAGAUGCCAAAGAAGAUAUCUAAUAUGAUGGAGGGUCGCGAGAAUCAGAUCCCUGCAGGCCGGAGAUUUAGAAACUGA
Molecule: messenger RNA, 3543 nt
Organism: Penicillium canescens
Lineage: Eukaryota; Fungi; Ascomycota; Eurotiomycetes; Eurotiales; Aspergillaceae
Product: putative kinesin family protein (BimC)
Exons: 3
Coding region: 1-3543 (1180 amino acids)
Biological process (GO): mitotic spindle assembly; microtubule-based movement
Cellular component (GO): spindle microtubule; nucleus
Molecular function (GO): plus-end-directed microtubule motor activity; ATP binding; microtubule binding
Source: RefSeq, a predicted model, not a curated record